This is a messenger RNA of Hippoglossus stenolepis (Pacific halibut), 2114 nucleotides long. It is a transcript of the gene bet1l, whose product is annotated as Bet1 golgi vesicular membrane trafficking protein-like. Bases 255 to 611 code for a protein of 118 amino acids. NCBI's taxonomy places the organism in Eukaryota, Metazoa, Chordata, Actinopteri, Pleuronectiformes, Pleuronectidae. Gene Ontology annotation, biological process: retrograde transport, endosome to Golgi; regulation of retrograde vesicle-mediated transport, Golgi to ER. The record is from RefSeq and is a predicted model, not a curated record. Gene Ontology annotation, molecular function: SNAP receptor activity. Gene Ontology annotation, cellular component: Golgi trans cisterna; SNARE complex. The transcript is spliced from 4 exons.
CAUGGCGGACUGGAACAGAGGUAUGUCUGUGGACACGUAUUCACUAGUAUGUUUUCAGCCGUAACAUGUCAGCAGUAGCAGCAGCAGGUCAGAGCGGAGGUGACAGCGGUGUGACGGAGUGUUUCACCCCAAUGACAGGCGGUCAGUUCCCGGUCUGACUCUGGAGCCUUUUCCUCAGCUAGCAGGCUAACUAGCUGGGCACUUCCAGGUUUGCUGUGCUAACGUCGAACAGCUCUGGAGCUUCACCACCAUGAAUGCAGAGGUUUAGCUACAACGUUGAAUUUGUAAAGAAUAAGAUGAGUCAUGGCGCUGUUGACGACAUGCUCGAUGCUGAGAACAAGCGAAUGGCUGAGAACCUGGUCACCAAGGUCUCCAGACUAAAAUCUCUGGCGUAUGACAUCGACAGAGAAGCUGAUGAUCAGAACGAGUACUUGGACAACAUGGACUCAAACUUCCUGAGUGCAACGGGCCUGCUGAGCGGCAGCGUAAAGCGUUUCUCCACCAUGGUCCGAUCCAGCAGAGACAAUCGUCGCAUCCUCUGCUACGUUUCUGUGGGACUGGUCCUGGUCUUCUUCCUGCUCUACUACCUGAUCUCCAGGAUCCAACGCUGACGUGAUGACCAGAUCAGGAGCUGAUGUGGAAGGGACGCUUUCGACUCUGACGUCCCAUCUGAUAGUUUAAAUCAUCUCUGUGGUAUUCCUGCACAGGAAAACACUUUUAUUCUACACCAAAGUGAGAAAACAAACUGGAAAAAGACAAGAAACAUUAAGUUGAGUUGUUGAUGUGACCAGCGAUGGGUUUCGGAAGCUGUUGCACUCGUGGUCAUAUCGGCGAUGCUGGAGUCUCUCAAGAAACAAAAAGGACACGUCUGGUAUUCAGGGAUUUCUGCUUUACACUGCCCCCGGCCUGUAUUGUUGCAAGCCAGGAAGUCCUAAUCUGAGCAAAGAGAGGGUGGAGCCUGAAUGUAGGCGGGAAAGAUAUCUGCCCCAGCUGAGCAGAUUGUGAUAGGCUGAUGAACCGGUCAGUUAACUCACCCCAGAUAUAUACAAAUACAGAGAGGCUGUCUCAGUUCCAGACUACAUAGCAAUUGAAAGCAGUGUUUGAAUUUCAGCUAGUCUGUUCACUACUGUAAAAUUGAGCCAAAUAAUAUAUUACAAACUUAAAAUGUGCUGUGUUGUCAAUUGCAAAGGAAUUGAAAACUCACAGCUCAAAAGUAAUCGUAAUGCAAAUGUGAAUUUUGGUGGUGACAUGGCCAAAGAAAGUUCAAGAAACAGACGUCUUUUUCUUUGCAAAGUUUCAUUGAAAGUCUUAUUCAAAGGUUAAAGUUGAUUGAGCAGAUUUAUUUUUUCUAUCAGUACAUAAACGAAAAAGGUCUUUAUGUAUGUUUUGUAGCAGUACAAGCGUGUAUGUAUGUAUGUAUGUAUAUAUAUAUAUAUAUAUAUAUAUAUAUAUAUAUAUAUAUAAUUUAUAGUAUGCACUGUCUGCUGAUUUAUAUGUUGUGUGGAACUGGGACAAAGCAGGUGAUUGUUUGACAGUAUAUUGUGUUGACACAUGGGUACAGUUGAUUGACAGGAAAUAGGGCUAUAGUUGGUUUGAUACAACAUUCAAACACCAGUGUGUUUCAGUUUCCAUUAAUCUUUAUGAGCAGUUGGAGUUCAGUGUGUGUAUGUCGCUCAGCUCGUUUCCUUCUAAUCAUUAAUAUUAUGUCUUGAUACCAGUCCUGUUCAUAGUUUCCAGACCUUUUGUUAAUCACAUUUUGUUUUGUGUCUUUUGUUCCUCAUCAGUUGGUGAAAGAGACUGGGGAAAAUGUAUUCUUUUUAACAUUCACAUUCCUGACGCUGAUCAGCUGUAGCAGACAUUAGGUAUUAUUAAUACAUAUGCAAUAAAUUGUUUUAUUUGUGGAUCUUGUUUGGGAUGAUUUCCUCUUUUUUUCAGAGAUUCAUUAUGGUUCUGGUCAUUAUUACCUUUUUAUCAAAAUAAAACAGUCCUCCAUAAAAUGUAUAUUUUAUAUGUCAUGGAAAUAUUUAUGAUGACUGUUAGAGAAGACAGGUUUUAUUUUUAUGUCUAAAUGAAAACAAAUCAAAAUUCAAUAAAAAAACUCUUUAAGACUUCAA